Molecule: messenger RNA, 864 nt
Organism: Cicer arietinum (chickpea)
Lineage: Eukaryota; Viridiplantae; Streptophyta; Magnoliopsida; Fabales; Fabaceae
Source: RefSeq, a predicted model, not a curated record
AUGGAAUCAUCAUAUGAGGAUAUUCGACGUAAAACAAUGGAAGAGAAUAAAAAAAGGAUGGAGGCUCUCAAUCUAACUCAUCUCUCUCAAUCCCUUCACAAAUCUUCUUCCACCAUUUCAAAAACCUCACCGCGUUUCACGAAGGGUCAGCCGAGGGUUAUACUACCAGGAGAUCUUCAAGUAACCAAAAUGAAGCACUUGCGGAGACAUGGUUUACAACCAACGUUCCAAGUGAUAGAACCACUACCAUCUCCGAUGACAACACCGACAAAUCCACCAUCUUCUCAAGCACCGCCUUCUCAAGCACCACCUUCUCAAGCACCGCCUUCUCAAGCACCACCUUCUCAAGCGACAACAUCGCUAGCUGUGCAAACGAUAGAACCACAUCUUUCUCCGGUGACAACAACACCAACUACUGUGCAAGCGACAGAAGCAACACCUUCUCAAGUGACAACACCAAGAUCAGUGCAAGAGACAGAAACAACACAUUUCCAAGAGACAUCCUCUCACUCUGAAGAUGUGGUAGAAGAUGAGCCAGAAAUUUCUCAAAAAAGGAAUUUUACAUUUUGGGAUGUAGAAGUCAUUAAUGAGGCGGGACAUAUUUCAAAGACACACUUAAGGGUAUCAGACGUGCUUGAAGCUCCUCCUAAUGUUAGCAGAAUAAUAACUAGAUGGAAUUCAAAUGGGCAACCGGUAGGAUCAGCUGCUGGUUUGUUAGGCGGUUUUUUGGGUGAAAUUGCAAGGAAGUUUAAGGAUUUUCCUAUAAUGUACGACAAUUGGAAACUAGUUCCAUCGACAAGAAAAAAUGAAAUUUUUAAGGAUAAAAUACAGGUAUCAAUUAUAAACAACUGAAUAUUCUUUAUU